AGCUUCAGCUUGUCCCGCCGGGGAGGGAAGAAGGGCGGCGCUGCCACUGCUGCUCUCUAUAUUGCACUGAGCCUCGGUGCGCCUUUCCCCCUCUUCUUGCUCUGAGUUCCGUCGAGUGUCAACCUCAAAUUUGGGAGACAUGGCUGGAUAUUUGAAAGUCCUCAGCUCUCUUUCGAGGUCCCUUUCCAGGAACCCUGCGGUGCUUGCUCCGGCUGCCAGUUGCCAGACUUUGCCACAAAGAAACUAUGCUGACAAACGCAUCAAAGUGGCCCAGCCAGUGGUGGAGAUGGACGGAGAUGAGAUGACCAGGAUCAUCUGGGAGUUCAUCAAAGAGAAGCUCAUCCUGAACAAUGUCGAUGUUGAGCUGAAGUAUUAUGACCUCGGUCUUCCAUACCGGGACCAAACCGACGACCAGGUCACCAUCGACUCAGCCCUGGCAACCAAGAAAUACCAUGUGGCCGUGAAGUGUGCCACCAUCACACCCGACGAAGCCAGAGUGGAAGAGUUCAGCCUGAAGAAGAUGUGGAAGAGCCCCAAUGGUACCAUCAGGAACAUCCUCGGUGGAACUGUCUUCCGUGAGCCAAUCACCUGCAAGAACAUUCCCAGGCUUGUUCCAGGCUGGACACAGCCAAUCACCAUUGGCAGACAUGCCUUCGGUGAUCAGUACAGAGCCACAGACUUUGUUGUUGACCAGCCUGGAAAAUUCAAGAUGGUCUUCUCUCCUGCUGAUGGAAGUGCAGGCAAGGAAUGGGAGGUCUAUGACUUCCCUGCUGGUGGCUGUGGAAUGGGCAUGUACAACACAGAUGAGUCCAUUACAGGCUUCGCACACAGCUGCUUCCAGUACGCCAUCGGCAAGAAGUGGCCUCUGUACAUGAGCACAAAGAACACCAUUCUUAAAUACUAUGAUGGCCGAUUCAAAGACAUCUUCCAGGACAUCUUUGAGAAGCACUACAAGCCUGAGUUUGACAAACUGAAAAUCUGGUACGAGCACAGGCUUAUUGAUGAUAUGGUCGCCCAGGUGCUCAAGUCUUCUGGAGCCUUUGUGUGGGCUUGCAAGAACUAUGACGGAGAUGUUCAGUCUGAUAUCCUUGCACAGGGUUUUGGCUCUCUGGGACUUAUGACAUCAGUUCUGGUGUGCCCCGAUGGAAAGACUAUUGAGGCUGAGGCUGCCCAUGGCACUGUAACCAGGCACUAUCGUGAACACCAGAAGGGAAGGCCGACCAGCACUAACCCCAUCGCCAGCAUUUUCGCCUGGACCAGAGGCCUGGAGCAUCGUGGCAAACUAGAUGGCAAUCCCGACCUCAUUAAGUUCUCCCAGACUCUGGAGAGGGUAUGUGUCGAGACUGUCGAGAGCGGUAUUAUGACCAAGGACCUCGCAGGCUGCAUCCACGGCCUGUCCAAUGUCAAGCUGAACGAGCACUAUGUCAAUACCACAGACUUCCUCGACGCCAUCAAGACAAAUCUGGAUAAAGCCCUCGGCAACUGAAGGACUUGAAAGAAUAUAGUUAGCCUGGAGAUUGCAAUGUCACUCAUCUGUUUUUGUACCUCAUUUUUAACUUGAAAGGUCAAUAAAUCCACUUAUUACUGAAGAAAAUAAGUACUGUGUCUAGGAAUAUGUAGUAUUCUACUAGGUUAUUAAAUGGUCGACAGCUGUCCUUCAACCUGAUGCCUCCCUAACUAUCUGUCCCAUUGUUUGCAAGGUUUUAUUUUUGUAAUGUGAAGUACUGUAUUCAAUUACUGUGUAAUGCCUUGGGCAGGACUGAAGCCUCUGUCAAACAUAUUUGCCAAUAAAUCCGUGUUUGACUCACCUUUAA
This is a messenger RNA of Notolabrus celidotus (New Zealand spotty), 1814 nucleotides long. It is a transcript of the gene idh2, whose product is annotated as isocitrate dehydrogenase (NADP(+)) 2. The coding region runs from base 140 to 1486 and encodes 448 amino acids. Lineage: Eukaryota; Metazoa; Chordata; Actinopteri; Labriformes; Labridae. Gene Ontology annotation, cellular component: mitochondrion. Gene Ontology annotation, molecular function: isocitrate dehydrogenase (NADP+) activity; magnesium ion binding; NAD binding. The record is from RefSeq and is a predicted model, not a curated record. Gene Ontology annotation, biological process: isocitrate metabolic process. The transcript is spliced from 11 exons.